AUGCCCCUCCCCCACGCCAGCAAGCCCAGCAGUCCCCGCCCCAACACCAAACCGCGGAGACCACCCCCUCAGCAGCAGCUGAAACAGAAAAUAUGGCCAGCACCUCAGCCAACAAAGCAACACAAGGCUACCUUCCAGUGCGUCCCGCCCCCUCCAACCCACAGCAACGCGCGGAACGCCAAACGCGGCGACCAGAGGCGGCGUCACAGCCGCAGCCCGCUGCUGCGGUCGUCGCGCCCGUCCCCGCAGAAACCACACCAGCAGGAUCAGAUAUUUAGAGACGACCGUCUAUUCUCUGAUCUUGUCAGCCGCCAGCAACUAGCGACCACGUGGGCACGGACGACUCGGCCCCGACAGCCUGCUCAGCCGGCCAUCGAGCCCGUCCCACCCACCACGACUGCCCCUCCAGGGUUCACGCAGACUGACGACCCAGACAUCCCACACGACUUUCGAGAGCUCUCUGCCACGGAACUCUUCGUUCUGGAGGACAGACUAGCACACCACAAAGACUAUCCAGGCCGUGAACUUGACCAAAGACUUGACCAGGCCCCACGAGAGCUUCAGGUGUUGACGCACGUUUUGCCGCGCGCGGCCACACAAGAGCCGAUCGUUCCGCCGGGAGCCCCGACGGUCGCAACAGCUCAAGAUGGUGUUGCAUCGACGGAGGCGGCCCCGAGUGGUGUUGCGCCACCGCACCUGGCUAUCGAAGAAGCCAGUGAGCCGCUGGUCGCCCCAACGGACGAUCCCAGUCAAGCAGCCGUUAGCGCGCCAGUUCCUGCCGCGCAAGGACUGACUGUCCGUUGCAGCAAAGAUCGCACAAGGCCUUCAACCACUCCAGGCUCCCUGGAAAUACCCGAAGCCAACCUGGAAGCACUGCUAUUGGCGGAAACGACAAUGGAAGUGCAAACGGCGUCAAGGAAACGGCCGGCCACCUCCGACAGUGACGACCAGACAGAGACCACUGUACCUAACAGACGACAAUAA
Molecule: messenger RNA, 984 nt
Organism: Schistocerca gregaria
Lineage: Eukaryota; Metazoa; Arthropoda; Insecta; Orthoptera; Acrididae
Exons: 2
Coding region: 1-984 (327 amino acids)
Source: RefSeq, a predicted model, not a curated record